AUGGGAAGGCGCCACGGCCCUUGCAACCAGGCUAGUGCGAAGCUUCCCGGUUACAGACGCAAGCACGGCCGGCCCCCAUCAGCUCUCGCAGGUGCCGGUGGUCUUGAGCCAGCGCCAGCGCCCCCGCCACAGCAACCGCAAGGGCUACCGACAGCGCAAAUGGAAAACAACGUGACCGUUAUCGACUGGGCCGAGAACGAUCCUGAGAACCCUCUCAACUGGUCCAAGGGACGCAAGUUUGCUCGCAUCUUUCCGAGUGUUUUUCAAAGUAUGACGGCCCAGUCCGCUUCUUUCCUGCACUGUAACGGGCUGUGCCCGAGGGACCCAGCCUGGGAGCUAUCGAAGGCGAAGAGUACUCUCCUAGUGCAAGCGAGGACCGGGAAGAUUGGGCUUCGAGGGUUCCUCUUUACUAGGAGGGUCCCCGAGGUAGUAACGCCGGUAUGCCGCUGCGGUAUGGCGCGCGAGACAUUCGAACACCUCGUACUCGAAUGCAACGGAGCCGCAGAUAAACCUCAUCCCUGGCCAGACGACGGCGCAGAGCUACUGGAGUGGCUAGAUGACGUGGAGAAGGCUGCCAUAGUGGUGGGGUGGGUGCUUGGGCUGGGGAGGCUGAACGAGUUCCGGCUGGCGGUAGAGCUGGAAAAUGAGAACAACGAAGAGGCCCGCGGCGGGGCCGAAGCGGAGUGGGUGAGCCCUUUCGAGGAGAUGGAUCCACGGGGUAGCGGCAAGGCCGCAGCGGAGUCCGAGGCCCGGAGGGUUUCAACUUUGAUGGGAUGUUGCACGUACGCUCUACUCGAGGUCCGAAGUAGGGCUUAUAAAGGGGUCAGUCAACGCCCCACCAUUCCCGAUAUCAUCAACAACUACAUGUACUUCGACAAACGCCAGAACUACCAGGGCUCCGCCACCUCGGCCCUCGCCUCUAUUCGGCAAAGGGUGAUGCCCGAUGGCCUACCGGGUUACUGGCAGGCUUGGGACUUUGAUCUUGGCAACGACACCACCGAUGUUAGAGCGAGACGCACACAGCGGGACCAGCUCAAGAGUAUCGUUGCAGCAGCUAUAGAUCUCGCCAUCGGGCCUGACCACGGAUGGUCGUGCGAAUAUGAGGGGACAUUGAAAGAGAAGCUGCUCCGAGUGGGGGAUAAUCCAAGAAAAUGGUGGGGGGUUAAGAUAAUCUCACCGCCCAUGUCGGCAUCGAAGCAGUGGCAACUGGAGAUAGAUAUGGCUUUCACGGGACUUAGCAGGUUUUUUGAUUUUUACACGGACGACUCCUGCGGCUGCCACGUGCACGUAUCACCCGGACCGACCGUGCAAAACGGUUAUACCCUGGACCAGCUUAUCAGGAUGGCUCAAGGGGCCUUCUUUUGGGAGACGGGCCUCUGCGAGCUUCUCCCGCCAAAGCGUCGGACGAACGAGCAUGCCCGGCCAAACCACACUGUCUUCGCUACCAACGUAUACCAAGCGGUCCCCCGAACUGGCUGGGGCCGGGUCUUCAAUGAAAUCGAGUCAGCUGCCAAUGGCCGGUUUCCCCAGCCCGACCUUCUCAAAGCGUUGCAAGGAGGGCCAAACGGUACCCGAAAUCUCUCGACCGACUUCUCCCCCAUCGACAAGAUUGGUACCAUUGCACUACGCCGCCAGGCCGGGGUCGCCUCGGCCGUAACCACCAUCCAUCGCAUCCUCCUCGCCGUGACGCUUCACAUCAGCGCUCUACGCUACGAUUUCGACAGCGUCAAAGACCGGAAGGACUACACCACCGGCGAAGAACUCAUCAAGGAGCUCGCAGGCUGCAUCAAAAAGCUCCCCGAGUCCUGCCACGGCUCCCGCUUCGUCGCCUUCCUCAAAUGGUCCCUCGAGUCCUACGCCGACGGCAAAUCCUACACCACCCCAGAGAUCAAUGCGCGCGAGGAGGCCCUCCACCUUCGGCGAAACCCCACCCGCCCAGACCUCCCACCGCCCCGCCCCGGGCUCGUCCACUCCAGGCGGGAGGAGGAAGAGGAGUCACAGGAGGUGCAGGCCGCACAAUCCGCCCGGGGGGCGAAAUGCUGGCACUUGGCACGGGAUGAGAGGUGGAGGCGGACCGAUUGCUUCACGGCUGCCCCGGGUAGUGUCGAGCCCGCAACAAAACGGGAGCGCGAGACGUCUCCUGGGCGGAGGCCGGUGGCGCGGAGGAGGCAGGGGGAGGCAGAGAGCUGA
This is a messenger RNA of Chaetomium globosum CBS 148.51, 2190 nucleotides long. RefSeq lists its product as uncharacterized. The coding region runs from base 1 to 2190 and encodes 729 amino acids. NCBI's taxonomy places the organism in Eukaryota, Fungi, Ascomycota, Sordariomycetes, Sordariales, Chaetomiaceae. The record is from RefSeq and is a predicted model, not a curated record. The transcript is spliced from 11 exons.